AUACUGUAAACAAUGGCGGUGUCUGUCUUGGCCUACCUGUAUUUGGUCUUUGCAGUCGUUAUUUUCGUGCUAGGUUUAGUACAGAAUAGCACCAUAAAGUUGCCACAAAUUUUGCAAGAUACCCUGCUGUAUGGGAAAAGCAGAGGGAAAAGAAAUGAAUGGACAGUUAUGCGUUAUUUAGAGAUUCCCAAAAGCUAUUUUCGUUACUUUUAUGCAGUGGGCAUAGUUGCUAACUCUGCCCACCUUGCCUUAGCAGUACAGGCAUAUGUGUUUGGUGUGCCACCCCCAGCAAUUUACCAACAAGUUGUUAGUGCAGUGUCAGCAGAGCAGGUCACCACUGAUGCAUUGGGCACUCUUCUUUGUAUCAGUUUGAUGUUGAUCCAGGACCUGCGCCGUCUCUACGAAUGCUACUUCAUCAGCGUGUACUCCAAGUCUACCAUGAACCUGCUCCACUUUCUUCUGGGCUUCUAUCUCUACAUUACCUUUGGUUGGACAGUGCUUAGUGAGGCACCCAGCCUCAACACAGCUCCUUUGCAACAUCUCCACAUUGGGCUCAUAACAUGGUACCACAUAGUGGGGGUAAUUAUGUUUGCCUUAGCCUCAUGGCAGCAUCAAGUGGCACAUGUAACAUUUGCUAACCUUCGGAAGACAGAGGGGAAAGUCCGUAAUUAUGCUCACCGCAUACCCCGAGGAGGUCUGUUUGAAUAUGUAUCCAGUCCUCACUAUCUUAUGGAGAUUAUCAUAUACCUGGCCUUUGCCACUGUGGUUGGGUUGCGUAAUAUCUCUGUAUGGAGUGUGUUUGUGUUUGUAUUGCUGAACCAAGCAGUGUGUGCCAUUUUAACCCAGAAGUGGUACCUGGAUAACUACAAGACAUACCCAAAGUCUAGGAAAACUCUUAUUCCAUUCAUAUACUAAUGUGAUGUUUCUUCAACUGGAAAAAAAGAGCAGAAGAAGUAAAAAAACUUUGAAGGAGCAGACAAAUAUGUCAGUUAACAUUUCUUCCACAGUGAGUGAGUUUCUUUCCUCAGCCAGGAGCAUUGUUUUCACCUCUAUUUGACUGAAUGUUAUAGGCAGAAUUUGUUGACUUUUUUGAGGGGGGGG
Messenger RNA from Lingula anatina, 1101 nucleotides. RefSeq names its product polyprenal reductase. The record is from RefSeq and is a predicted model, not a curated record. Lineage: Eukaryota; Metazoa; Brachiopoda; Lingulata; Lingulida; Lingulidae. Gene Ontology annotation, biological process: dolichol-linked oligosaccharide biosynthetic process; polyprenol catabolic process. Gene Ontology annotation, cellular component: endoplasmic reticulum. Gene Ontology annotation, molecular function: 3-oxo-5-alpha-steroid 4-dehydrogenase activity.